AUGGUUGAUUCUUCAAAGCUUCAUCCAGCUACCCUAGUCACCAACAUCAAGACAUGUGUUCCUAUUGUUCUUGAUUAUGAUGCCAAACCAUCCAAACCUACGGUAGCAAAAAAAGCUUUAUGGCAGCGACUUGAUGAUAUUGUUCGUCAAUGGAUUUAUGGGACGAUUACCAAUGACUUACUAAAUUCCUUUAUCGAUCCGGAUGAUAAAGCAGUUGAUACUUGGAAUCGUUUGGAAAUUUUUUUCCACAACAACAAGUCGGCUAGGGCAUUACAAUUGGAUGCUCAAUUCACAAACACAAAGCUUGAACAAUUUGAUGGUGUCAAACCUUAUUGCACACGUCUCAAAACCCUUGCCGAUAGUUUGAAGAAUGUAGGAGAUAAGGUCUCCGACAAUCGAAUGGCUUUGCAGCUUUUGAAAGGUCUCUCGGAGGAGUAUGAACCCUUUCGAACGUCCGUUCGGCAUCUCAAUCCUCUUCCUUCCUUUGAUGCAUUGCGAUCCAUGCUUGAACUUGAGGAGCAAGGUAAUGCAACCGACAUUACUAGUGAACCCACCGAGGAGGCUCAUCUUUCUCACGCCUCUUCCACGGUUUCACAAUCCAAUGGCAAAAAUUCACAAAAUUCUUCACAAUCUCGUGGUAGAAAUUCUCGCAAUGGUGGUUGA
This is a messenger RNA of Chenopodium quinoa (quinoa), 663 nucleotides long. RefSeq lists its product as uncharacterized. Lineage: Eukaryota; Viridiplantae; Streptophyta; Magnoliopsida; Caryophyllales; Amaranthaceae. The record is from RefSeq and is a predicted model, not a curated record. The transcript has 2 exons. Bases 1 to 663 code for a protein of 220 amino acids.